AUGCCGCCGGCGCCGGCGUACGCCGUCCUCGCUGCAGCAUUCAGGACCAGAAACCCCAUCUGCGUUCGGAGGUGGCUCGCUGUUCUUGGUUCGCGCACGCCGACUGUUCGACAGAAUGCGUUGGAGGUGCUUCCUGAUGCAGCCUUGCCUCCACGCUUCUACUCAAGCAUUGUUCCACGAGGAUUUGUUAUCGGGUCACCAAGGCUUUGCCAUAGCAGCGCUUCAGAGGAGGACUCCCCAGAUGUCCGCGUCGGUGAAGUUCUGAGAGUUCUCAAGUCCUGUGCUGCCGAUGCUGACCUCGGGAAAGACCUUCGUCAGUUUGCCGAUGAGAUGGACGAGGACGUUGUUCUGAAAGUCCUCCAGAAGCAGAGGUCCAAUUGGCAGGUCGCGCUGUUGUUCUUCAAUUGGGCAGCCGGGCUGCCUUCGCAUGAGCACGGCCCAAGGACCUACACUGAGAUGCUUGACAUCCUUGGGCGGAUGAAGAAGGUCAGGAUUAUGAGGCAGCUCUUUGAUGAGAUUCCUGAACAACGCUGUGGGUUGGUCGUAACGAAUAGGAUGUUUGCUGUCCUGUUGAACCGGUAUGCAGGGGCGCACAAGGUGCAAGAAGCGAUCGAGAUAUUCUACAAGAGGAAGGAUUAUGGGUUCGAGGUCGACUUGGUUGGAUUCCAGAUACUUCUGAUGUCGCUCUGUCGGUACAAGCAUGUUGAGGAGGCUGAGGCCCUCUUUCUCCAGAAGAAAGAUGAGUUCCCUCCUGUCAUAAAGAGCUGGAACAUCAUUCUUAAUGGUUGGUGUGUCAAGGGAAGCCUGGCUGAUGCUAAAAGGGUUUGGAACGAGAUCAUUGUAUCUAAGCUUAAGCCGGACCUGUUCACAUAUGGUACGUUCAUAAAUGCACUAACCAAAGCUGGCAAACUUAGUACGGCUGUGAAACUAUUCACAAGCAUGUGGGAGAAGGGAAUCAAUCCCGACGUGGCAAUUUGCAACUGUAUCAUUGACCAAUUGUGUUUCAAGAAAAAGAUUCCAGAAGCACUUAAGAUUUUUGGUGAGAUGAAUGACCGUGGUUGUCAAGCAGAUGUGGCUACCUAUAACACUUUGAUCAAACACUUCUGUAAGAUAAGGCGGACAGAAAAAGUUUAUGAGCUUUUGGAUGAUAUGGAGAAGAAGGGAUGCUCUCCAAACAAUAUGACAUACACCUACAUUCUGAAGACAACUGAGAAACCGAGAGAUGUUAUGAAUUUGAUCCAGAGGAUGGAGGAAUCAGGUUGUAGGUUGGACUCUGACACGUAUAACUUGAUAUUGAACCUCUAUGUCAGUAUGAAAUAUGAGAAGGGGGUACAACAAGUAUGGGAGGAGAUGGAGAGGAAUGGAUCAGGUCCAGAUCAGCGAUCAUUUACUAUUAUGGUUCAUGGACUUCACUCCCAGGGACAGCUGGACCAGGCUCUGCAAUAUUACACGACAAUGAAGUCGAGAGGGAUGACUCCAGAGCCAAGAACCAGGAUAUUGGUGAAAGCAAUACAUAUGAAGAAGGAUGGGCCUGAGACUGAAGAUCGAUCCGCAAGUAUGACUGGGAAAAAUCUAAAAUUGGAUCGUCGAUCAGGACUUUUCCAUGUUCGUAAAUAG
Messenger RNA from Triticum turgidum subsp. durum (durum wheat), 1617 nucleotides. NCBI's taxonomy places the organism in Eukaryota, Viridiplantae, Streptophyta, Magnoliopsida, Poales, Poaceae. The record is from the annotation of a GenBank genome assembly.